Cervus elaphus (red deer) is the source of this 4776-nucleotide messenger RNA. RefSeq names its product G protein subunit beta 1 like (gene GNB1L). The record is from RefSeq and is a predicted model, not a curated record. NCBI's taxonomy places the organism in Eukaryota, Metazoa, Chordata, Mammalia, Artiodactyla, Cervidae. The transcript is spliced from 7 exons. The coding region runs from base 601 to 1575 and encodes 324 amino acids. Gene Ontology annotation, molecular function: protein binding.
AGCCCCCUGCCUCCAUGGGGACUGGGUACAACCAUGGGCUUUAUCCCCAGGAUCUUGAGGAGGUUAUUCAAGCCCCAGAUGGCCCUGCCAAGUGCCAUGCAGCAGUGCCCUGGGCUCUGCCUCCAGCCUUGAGCCGGCCACCGGUGGCCCCACGGCUGCCCGUGGCGAGAGUGCUCACCUAGGUUCUCAGAGGCCCGGCACGCAACACGGGCACUCCACCCAGGCCUGGCCCCACUGCUCUGGGCUUUCUGCUGUUCCUAGUUCAACUCCACGUCCAGAAAUGCUCUGAGCAGCCGCUGGCGACGGAGGGCACCCCAGGCCUAUGGGGCCCCCAGCCUUGUCCAGCUCUGCACACAGUCCUGGUCUUACAGGGCCAGCCGCCCCCUAGCCAGGGCAGGUGCCCCUAAAGCUGCCCCUCCACAUACAGGACUGGCCGAGCCCCUGCCCAGAGAAUAGGUCCCUCUCGCCCAGGGUGUCCAGGAGUCACCCUUAGGUUCCAUCCCGGGGGCAGUGGACACCGCCGAGGCCCCAGAAGAGACACCGUUCCAACCCUGCCCCCGUCUGCGGCCCUGUCGGAGCACGGGCUGUGCAGGCGAGCGUAUGGCAGCCCCCGCGCCCCCACCGCCGGACCCCCAGUUCGUUCUGCGCGGCGCCCACUCAGCCGUGCACGCGCUGCACUUCUGCGAUGGAGCCGAGGGACGCCCGCUGCUCCUCUCAGGGUCGCUGCGUGGGCUGGUGCACAUCUGGAGCCUACAGACGCGGAGGCCGCUCACCACCCUGGACGGCCACGGGGGCCAGUGUGUGACCUGGCUGCACACGCUUCCCCGGGGGCCCCAGCUGCUCAGCCAGGGCCGCGACCUACAGCUGUGCGUGUGGGACCUGGCAGAGGGCAGGAAUGCCGUGGUAGACGCCGUGCGCCUGGAGAACAUGGGCUUCUGCAGGGCCUCCGUCCUGGGCGAGGGCCCGCAGCGCUGGAUGGUGGCCGUGCCUGGGAGAGGUAAUGAUGAGGUCCAAGUUCUGGAGCUGCCGUCCAAGACGUCGGUGAGCUGCCUGAAGCCCGAGGCGGGGGCCAGACUGGGCAUGCCCAUGUGCCUGCAGCUCUGGCAGGCCAAGUCCAGCUCCCGCCCGUUGCUUCUGGCCGGCUACGAGGAUGGCUCGCUGGCCCUGUGGGACGUCUCCACGCGGAAGGUGUGCAGCCGCGUCGCCUGCCACUCGGAGCCCAUCAUGGGCCUGGCCUUGGACCCGUGGAGGGCCAGGGGCGUGUCGGGCUCCGCAGAGAAGGCGCUGGCCGUCUGGAGCCUGGAGGGGCAGCAGGCACUGCAGGUGCGCGGGACCCACGAGCUCACCAACCCCGGGAUCGCCGACGUCAAGAUCCGGCCAGACAGCAAGAUCCUGGCCACCGCGGGCUGGGACCACCGUGUCCGCGUGUUUCAGUGGCGGACGAUGCGGCCACUGGCCGUGCUGGCCUUCCACAGCGCCACCGUCCACUGCGUGGCCUUCGACACUGCGGGCCUGCUGGCCGCGGGCUCCGGGGACCAGCGCAUCAGCGUCUGGUCGAUCUACCCGCCCACGUGACUCAGCACGGAGGGGAUGCAGGCACAGAGGCGUGGUCCUGGGCCCCCCGGGUCACUCAGGCCCCCUCCUUCCCGGGGCCAACUCCCCAUCAUGAUGCAGAGCGUGUGGGCCCUGGUGGCUGCUGUUUGCGGCAUAACCAGGCUGGAUGCUGGGCGCCUGCCAGGCAAGAGGCCGUUCUGCGUGCCUGACAAUAAACGUUUGCAGACCUGCAGCUUGGAGGCGUGAAUUCUCCCAGGUGACCCCGCUUCCCUGGGGCGGCAGAGCCAGGGCCAUCCUCAGAGCAUCCCCCGGCAGGUGGCCGGCCACACAGCGGGGUGGGGGUGGGGGUUGUGGUCCCGGGCUCCAAGCCCCCGCAGACAGCCGGAGCUGAGAGCUGAGUGUGCCCCAGCGAGAGGAUGCCAGUGGGGGGUGGGGAGGGGGCCAGGCCUGCAGCGGGGUUCCAGGAGGAGGGCUCAGCCCAGGAGUGAGGCUGAUGGGCAGUUGGCUGCCGUAGGGUAGCCUUUGGGUGUGGGGCGCGGUGGCUGAGCUGGGAAGACGGGGACCCGGGGCAGCUUCUGACCCUCCUCGCCAGGCUGUGGGCUGGGAGGAAGAAGACCCUGGCGCUGGGGGUGGGGGCUGUGGGAGACCCCAGCGGAGUCCAGGCCACAGGCCCCUUGGUCCCACUGGCUUCUUUGUGAAGGACCCCCCGGGCACCUGGUCAGGGAGGAGUGCCCACUUUGUCUGUGGCCUCGGAGGCCUCCUUGAGGGGCGCCCGGGACCCCCACACUGCACUGCGCUUCACCCGGUGGGUCCCGGCGGUGGGCCUGUGGGGGCCGCACUCCAGGGCUGCCUGGCCCUCACUGCGCUUCACCUGGUGGGUCCGGGCGGUGGGCCUGUGGGGGCUGCGCUCCAGGGCGGCCUGGCCCUCACCAGCAUCUGGGGCCCACGUGUGCAUCCAGGUGGCGGGACGCCGUGCUGCGAGGGCAGGGGCCUGCCGGAGGGUCUGGCCUCCAGGUCCCGCGCAGGGCCAGGGGAUGGCGAGCUUCGGCUGGUGGGGUGAGGCAGGGACACAGGUGUGGUUGACAUGCCAGCACUGCGUGGGGCAGCAGCAGGAGGGCCCGAGGAGGUUGGGGGGCUUCAUGUGAGACCGGUCCCCCGCCCCAGAGGAGGCAGCUCCUUGCAGCCCUGAGGGGCACCUGCGUCCUUGGAGAGCUCUGUGAUUAGAUACUGACGAGAGUAGUCACUGAACUUGCAGCCAGCAUUGACACAUUGGGGAAUUCUGCUCUAUCACAGGCAUAAGCUGAUUUAUGAGCGGAGGUGGGGUGUGACGGCAUGGGGAGUUAUCACUGCACAACAUCUAGAUGAUCAGUCUGGAGGGUGAACAACUGACAUUGUUUUUAUUUGGAAAUUUCAAGCAUAGAUCAAAGUGAAGGGGAAAAGCACAGAGCCAGCACCCGGCUUCAGCGUGAGGCCUUGGCCUCCAGUUGUCAGGCCAGCUCUGGAGUUCAUCCGGGGGGCCUGGGCGAGCUGAGGCCAAGGGCCUUCCCUGGGCCACGACCCUGGGCCUCGAUGUGCCUCUCAGCUCAGCUCCUUGGGGAAGGAUGGCAGGAGAUGGUUCUGGGAGUGACUGAGCCCCCGAGCUGCACGGCCGGGCUCAGGGAUGGGAGGGGGGCUGGGGGAACAUGGGGCGGGGGGCGAGGGGCCCGGCCCAGGGCGGGGCUGGGGGACGCCACGGGGCUCCAUGCGCCGUCCCCCAGCCCCGCUGCCCCGUUCCUCCCGGCGUCCAGCGCUGCCCCUUCCAGCCUGGGUGUGGACAUGGUGCCCAGCCGUCCACGCCACCGUCCCCCCUCGUUUGGGCCGGGUCCCGUGGACAGAGGGACCCCGUGGGGCGUCCCUGUCCAUCCGUUUGGCCCUCGUGGUGGACGUGCCCCCUGAGGCCCCCUCCCGCCCAGCUGGCUGUGUGCAGCCCUGAGCGCUGGGCCUGGGCCCCCCGAGCCCAUCCUGGGCCUGCUUUCCCCACAGCAUGGCUGACCCCGUCCUGGUGGACGUCGCUGUCUUCCCCGGCGCACGCAGUACUCGAGCACAGAAGCUCUCUGAGGACGCCGUGACGCUGGAUGUGCCUGGAGGUGUCGCUCUGCCCGGCCCCCUCCCUGGGCCUGGCCCCGAGGGUCGAGGGUGGGAGCCCCACACACAGAGGGGAAGACGCUGGGUGGGCCAGGAGGGUGCGGAGUCAGCAGGACCCCCCGCUCCCAGGGUCAGGGUCAGGGGUCGGCACAGGCUCUGACUGUGGCACUUCAGCAACCUUCCUGGUGGUUUCGGGGACCUUUCUCAGGGUCCCCCCCGGGCCUGCCCCAUAGGCCCCUUCUGCUCCAGAGCCACCGGGACAGGCCAGGCUCUGCUUUCAGAGGGGCCCUCUCCUGGGGGUCCUGAGCCCACACCCCACUGGAGCCCGCAGCUGGACGGCCUGCCUCAUGGCAAGUCUGGGCCCCUGGGCACAGGGGGCUGGCGGGGGCUGGGUGGACCCGGCCUGGUGGGCACACAGCCAAGAGAGGGGCUCCCGUGGGAGGGACACGCGUCCAUCCAGCUGCGUACCAGGCAGGCCACAGGGCUCAGAACGCCGGGCCGCGCUGUGAGCUGACCCCGACCCUGUGCCCCCAAGAUUCCUGUGCCUGCAGGGGGCUGGCCUCCACCUGCCUAGGGUGACAACCGGCAGGCGUCUCCAGACACGAAACGACCCUGGGAAAAACUGUCGGUUUACAGACUCGUGAGGACUGACUUGGGCUUCCCAGGGGGCGCGGUGGUAAAGAACCUGCCGGCCGAAGCAGGAGACUCGGGUUUGAUCCCUGGGUCGGGAAGCUCCCCUGGAGGAGGGCUUGGCAACCCACGGCUGUAUUCUUGCCUGGAGAGUCCCAUGGACGGAGGAGCCUGGCAGGCUGCAGUCCACGGGGUCGCAGAAGAAUCAGACACGACUGAGUGUGCACACAUGGAUGAGGACUUACUUGAUCGAGAUGAAUAGCAUGGUUUUAAUAGACUGUGAAUAACCCAGGGGUUAUAAAUUGUUAAACAUACAUAAAUACACUUAAAAGUUUCUGGCAUCUUGGCUGUUUUUUGGUGCACGGCUCGGCGGCAUCAGGGACCCACACGGGGACCUGCAGUGGUCAGCACACACAUCUCCAGAGCUUUCCGUCUUCCCAAACUGACGCUCUGCCCCGUCCCCGUCCC